Messenger RNA from Physella acuta, 3649 nucleotides. RefSeq names its product zinc finger E-box-binding homeobox 2. Gene Ontology annotation, biological process: regulation of transcription by RNA polymerase II. Lineage: Eukaryota; Metazoa; Mollusca; Gastropoda; Physidae. Gene Ontology annotation, cellular component: nucleus. The record is from RefSeq and is a predicted model, not a curated record. Gene Ontology annotation, molecular function: DNA-binding transcription factor activity, RNA polymerase II-specific; RNA polymerase II cis-regulatory region sequence-specific DNA binding.
CUCUUCAUUAUAAUAUUUAAGUAGGUCGGCUUAGGCGUCAGCGUUGUACUAGAAAUGAAAUUGGGGAAGACUUUCUAAAACUUUUUAGUCACGUUGGAAAAAAAUGGAUUACGAUUCAUCAACCAAAUUUAUAUCGUCUCUAGCAAAGUUUCUACAGUCACUUUGCAAUGGUUAUGUUGAAUUUGAUAAUGGUGUUCAGGUUAUAGGCCAUUUAUAUCUAAGUGUAGACACAGGAAAAACAAUAGACUACAUCUUAAAUGAAAAAGUGUGCAAAACUGAUGAAAACAGUGUUACAUUUAUAAGUAAUAGUUUUCAUGCCCAACCAGCAGAAAGGCCUAAGCCACACAAGAAGUCACAUGAUAAAGCUGAAUCAAAGUCUGAAGAGGUAAAUGAAAGUAUACUUGGUCAAGCAGAACCUAAAAGUACUAAUUAUGGAACAUUGCCCCAUAGAGGGGCCCAGAACUCUCCACACUCUCAGAAUUUAAAAAGAUCUUUUUCACCUUCCUUAAAAAAUUUAAAAAGUGAACCAUCACCAUCAAAGUCUGGAAGACAAUCUCCCAGGCAUAAAAAAAUUAGAACUGAACCAUUAGAUCAAAAUUUGUCCUCACAAACCUCAAAUCCUGCCAGUGAAAACAGUAUUCCUUCUCAACCUAGUCCAGCUGCUGAAAGUGUAACACCAGCAACUUUAACUGCACCCAACACUGAUGUAUCACAUGGCACAAAUUAUAAUGAACCUUAUCAGCAAAGUUUCUUCCAUCCUGGAGAUGAUGAGAAUUCUAUGGCUGAAGAAUCAGAAGAGCGGGAUAUAAAACCAUCAAUAGAUACAGAUGUUACGUUUAUAAAAGAAGAAUUCGCCUCCUCUUCAAGCUGUUCUCAGAGUGGUAAUCAAAGUCGUGAUAGAAGUCAUGGUGAUGAUUCAGCACUAUAUCCUGUUUAUCAGUCAAAUUCUGCUUUUCCUGCUGUUAACUUUCCUGGGCAGGCUAGUUUUGGUGCAGCAUCUGGUUCACAAAGGUCUAAUUUUAACACAUCAGGGGAUAGGUCAGCUAUAUAUACAUCAGGUUCUUCACAAAUGGAUGGUGGUGAAAGCUCAGGCGACCCAUCAGGGCCCCUGAACCUAGGCGUUGAGAGAAACAUCUUUGGGGCCCCUGCAGCCCUGCAAUCCUCUGAUAUGCUCAGUGUUAAUUCAGGGGGAAGCAGCUUUUUGACUUGGACUCAGCGUAGAAUGUCUUACCCUCCAAUUUCUUUAAUGGAAAGCACAAAAAGUGUGAACAAUUUUUCUAUACCAGAUACUAGUGGGUCUUCUGCUACAUAUUCUUCCAAUUCUUCUACAUCUUAUAGAAGACUCUCUCGAGAUGUUUAUGGCAAUCCUAUGUUUUCCACCUGUUCCAAAUGUGGUGGGAAAUACACAAACCCAGGAAUGUGCUCAUCUCAUGAGGCGAAUUGCAAUGGCAAUAAUAGGUUAAUGUGUCACAUUUGCAAAAGGGUUUACAGUCAAAUGUGUGCACUGAAAGAGCAUCUUCGUGGUAAACAUGGCCUUGGGGAAAUGUUGUCCUGCAAACAUUGUGGCAGAUCCUUUAAAUACAAACCACAGCUCUAUGACCAUAGUUGUACUGGCAUACAUACUAAGGAAAAGCAGCGUCAAACUUUCAUUAAUACUUUGCAGGAAGACAAUCUUUCUAGAGAAUCAGAUGAUCUUGAGUCUUCUGAUAAAACUAAAAAAAUUCACCUGCAAACUGUAUGGCAAAGUAUUUAAAAUCCUUUACAUCUCUUCCAGUUUAAUACUUAAUAACUACACCAGACUGAAACUAAUACACUUAUAAUUUGAUCCCUUUAAGUAAGGUGUUGUUGUUUGAUUACUUAAGAAAUUUCAAUUAUUUUUAAGUAUGCAAUAUGGUUAUAAUUUAACAUGUGAAUUUUAAUACUUUUAAAAAUUUAUUCCUGUUGAAAAUCCAAUUGCACUAUCAAAAUUAUGAUAGCAAAGAAAGAUGAGAUUUCUUACUUAAGCAAUCUUUUGUUAGGGUCAUCUUAAAAAAUAGGAUCUUACUUAAACAGGUUGCUACUUGUGGCCUAAAUUUAUUAAGCAGCUUGUUAUGGUACAUAGAAUUUUUUUUUCAAAUUUGGGUAAAAUACCAUCUUGAAACUGUUUACUUUCUUGCUCAGUAUGAAUGACCUAUUAUUUAUAUAUUUAUAAUUCUUAACUUGCAUGCAAUAAAUAAGAACAAGUGACAUUUUAAGUUACUUUUCACACAAUAGAAUACCUUUUAUUGAUCAAAUCACUGGAAAGAAAUAUUCUCUAGCAUAUUCAUAGAUUUUCUUCUUAAUGGUCUUCUUUAUGGUUCUAGAUAUUGUUUUUAGGCUGUACUCUAUAACUUUAAAAGCAUAGACUAUUUCUGUUUCAAGUACUUUUUUAGAGCUGAAUAAACUAUCAAUAGCACCUAUAGAUAUAAAAAAAAAAAUAUGAAUCAUAUACAUAGGAUAAAAAAACGAAAACUAUAGAUCUAAUUAAAUAGCUGUGGUGGAUGACCACAACUUUAAAAUUAUGCUACAGCCAACUUUUUACACUUAGCCCAUGAAAAAAGGACAAGACACACCUAACUAAAAUGAAACAAAUAUUAGCAGUUUCAAUGAGAACUAAUGAUUAGAGAUCUCCUGUGCAGUUAGUGUAGGAAAGAAGUUACAAAAGGGAAGUAAUUCAAAUAAUUAAAAAAGACAGAUUUUGUGUUUUCUUAUGGAAUUUGAAUGAAACAUAAAUUUUACAGAUUUUUUUUUACAAACCAAUUAAGAUUUUAAAUGCCUAUGACUCAGAACGAGAAACGUAAUAUUUAUUUCUAUAAUGAUUAGCUCCUUUGUCAAACCCUCAAAUAAAUAGCAAAGAAUGCAUUUAGGACACAUGGACAUUAAAGAGGUUUAGAUAUGAUUCGGGUUAGGAAAAAUGAGAAUUAACAAGGAUUAGAUGUUUAAAAUACAAGAAUUUUUUCAUUAUUGAACAAAUUUUUGUAAAUGCAGUAUUACCUUGUAGCAUAUUUUUUGUUUAGACUUCCAUUCAUGUUAUUUAUUUAUUUCAAUGGUUUAACAAUAAACCUAUUAAUUUUCUAAAUGUUUAAUUGUGAAUGGUUUGUGAGAUUCUUGUUAAGUUGUAUAAUUUAGAACAGUUAGUUUGCAUAAUGUAUUUCUCAUAAUAUAAUAAAUGGUUUAAACACAUUGUCACAAAAUUACUCUUUAUACCUAAACACGUAUACCUCAAAAUACAUUGUUAAAUACAUUGAAAGUAAUUAAAUAUUUUUUUAAAAGUAUAAUGUUUCUGUUGCAUUGUUUGUUAAUUCAUGUGGUCUUUUGAAUAUUCAGACACUAAAAUUUCAUUACCGAAGAAGCUUCCACAAGCUUCUGGUUUUUAACCCUUUAUUCUAUGUCCCAACUUGUAUCUUCUUUUUGGCUAAAGCUUGGGGCGUUCCCUGCCAAAUCUUAAGAUUUCAGGCGAAGAAGGCUUGCAGCAAUGUUCUUAGUGAGGUGAUUCAAUAGAAUUUUUUUCGUGGGAUUUAUGUCUACUUGGGUUUUACAUUAAAAAACCUGCCAAGCUCAACCUGCUUCACUUGUUUUAGUAUUCAUUAAAGCUGAGGUCACUCUUGCCAUAAGUAUUUUAUUCUUUUUG